UGUCAGUGUGUCCGUGUGUGUGUCAGUGAGCGUGGUCGUGUUCUGUGGGUGACCCACGUUGUGGCGUUGAGAAGGCGAGUGAAGGAGGGAGAGGCGCUCUUUGGUCCCGUGUAUGCUGUAGGCAAGUCCAGGCCAAGACUUCGUUCGAUUGUCCGUAGAUUCCACGUCCCAAUCCACACGGUGAGCCGCACUCAAGAUGGCGGAUGAUUACGAUUUUUCCUCGGGCGAUGCGGGUUCCUCGUCCACGUUCCCCAUGCAAUGCUCGGCUUUGCGCAAGAACGGCCACGUCAUGAUCAAGAAUCGUCCCUGCAAGAUCGUGGAGAUGUCCACCUCCAAGACGGGCAAGCACGGACACGCCAAGGUGCACAUGGUGGGCUUGGACAUCUUCUCCAACCGGAAGUACGAGGACAUCUGUCCCUCCACCCACAACAUGGACGUGCCCAAUAUUACUCGUCGAGACUAUCAGUUACUGGAUGUGUCCGAUGACGAUUACUUGUCCUUGAUGGACGACGGCGGCAACACCCGCGAUGACUUGAAGGUGCCCGACGGCGAUAUCGGGGCCGAAAUCCGCAGCUCCAUUGAGGAGGGCCGAGAUAUCUUAUGCACCGUGCUGAUGGCCUGCGGUGAGGAAGCCGUGGUGGCCACCAAAACCAAUACUGCCGUGGAUAAAUAAAUGUCCACGCCCACCACCCCCACACCCGAACACCAACCAGAAAAAAAGGACCCCAUCCUCCUUCUCCUCACGCGAAAUCGAAAAGAAAACGCCCCGUCUUCUCUCGUUGGCCGUGGAGGCGGUCUGGCCUUCCAGCGUCCAGGGGGAACCCUCCCGUUUUUCUUGGCCGGAAAGGUUCCAUAAAAAUAUAGAUAUUUUCCAAACUCC
Tigriopus californicus is the source of this 880-nucleotide messenger RNA. It is a transcript of the gene eEF5, whose product is annotated as eukaryotic translation initiation factor 5A-like. The transcript is spliced from 4 exons. NCBI's taxonomy places the organism in Eukaryota, Metazoa, Arthropoda, Copepoda, Harpacticoida, Harpacticidae. The record is from RefSeq and is a predicted model, not a curated record. Gene Ontology annotation, biological process: positive regulation of translational termination; positive regulation of translational elongation. Gene Ontology annotation, molecular function: translation elongation factor activity; RNA binding; ribosome binding. Bases 197 to 673 code for a protein of 158 amino acids.